Penicillium verrucosum is the source of this 432-nucleotide messenger RNA. Its product is annotated as mitochondrial 54S ribosomal protein mL43. Gene Ontology annotation, biological process: mitochondrial translation. Gene Ontology annotation, cellular component: mitochondrial large ribosomal subunit. The annotation marks the transcript as partial. Lineage: Eukaryota; Fungi; Ascomycota; Eurotiomycetes; Eurotiales; Aspergillaceae. The record is from RefSeq and is a predicted model, not a curated record. Gene Ontology annotation, molecular function: structural constituent of ribosome. The transcript is spliced from 3 exons.
CUAUUAACGACUAGAACGAUGCCUUUGCGCGGAAUUAGAACGUCUACGGCGGCCAGAAACGGCGCUGGUGCCUUCAUCCUACAAUGCAAACGCCUUGACUUCCAUUACUGCAACUGGGCGGGCAGCUCAAAGGGCAUGGUUGCUUUCUUGGAGAAAACCCUCCCCGCCUUCGCCCGUGAAAACCCCCAGAUUGAGAUCCGUGUCUCCCCCCGACCCCAGAAGCACCCUCUCAUUAAGGGCCUCUACAUCAAUGGCCGCGAAAAGCCUGUAUGUGUACGGAACUUGGAACCCAACGAAAUCCUGAAGAAGGCAAACCUCCUCAAGGAAGCCAGUGGAGAGAAGUUGAAGCGGGUCAAGAAGCCGGUUACAAGUUUGAAUGAGAGUGUGCGUGGUAUCUGGUCACCAUACCACGGUGAUCUUCGAGGUGUCUAG